Molecule: messenger RNA, 2326 nt
Organism: Meleagris gallopavo (turkey)
Lineage: Eukaryota; Metazoa; Chordata; Aves; Galliformes; Phasianidae
Source: RefSeq, a predicted model, not a curated record
CCCUAUUGGCUUUCUUGGUUGAGCUUCUUAAGAGUUCAGUAGCAAUGCAAGAACAGAUGCUUGGUGGAAAAGGCUUUCUAGUCAUUGGCUACCUCCUUGAAAAGUCAUCUAGAGUUCAUAUAACCAGAGCAGUUCUGGAACAAUUUUUAUCAUUUGCAAAAUAUUUGGAUGGAUUGUCUCACGGAGCACCUCUGCUGAAGCAAUUAUGUGAUCACAUCCUUUUUAAUCCCGCUAUCUGGAUACAUACCCCUGCAAAGGUGCAGUUGUCUUUGUAUACCUACUUGUCAGCUGAAUUCAUUGGAACUGCUACAAUCUACAACACUAUACGCAGAGUAGGAACAGUACUGCAGUUAAUGCACACACUGAAAUACUACUACUGGGUGGUUAAUCCUGCUGAUAGCAGUGGCAUUACUCCUAAAGGGUUAGAUGGUCCUCGACCCUCACAGAAAGAAAUCAUAUCACUAAGAGCAUUCAUGCUUCUGUUUCUGAAACAACUUAUAUUGAAGGAUCGAGGUGUGAAAGAAGAUGAACUGCAGAGCAUAUUAAAUUACUUGCUAACAAUGCACGAGGAUGAAAAUAUUCAUGAUGUGCUGCAGCUGCUGGUGGCACUGAUGUCUGAACACCCAGCAUCCAUGAUACCUGCCUUUGAUCAGAGAAAUGGGAUACGAGUAAUUUAUAAACUUUUGGCUUCCAAAAGUGAGAGUAUAUGGGUGCAAGCUUUGAAAGUCCUUGGAUAUUUUCUCAAACACUUGGGUCAUAAACGAAAGGUUGAAAUCAUGCAUACUCACAGUCUUUUCACUCUUCUUGGAGAAAGGUUGAUGCUGCAUACAAACACAGUGACCGUUACAACAUAUAAUACGCUUUAUGAGGUACAAAUUAUUAAACAUACAGAUUCUAAUCUCUAUGGUAAAAUGUAUGGCUUAAUUAAAUUUUUAUACAACCUUUUAAUACUUUUUGUGCUUUGCAAUAUUCUGAUUUUCAAGACAUCUGAGAAAAUUAUAGAUAGAAGUUUUAAGAAAGAUCGCUUUCGCUCAGAAUUUUGCCACAGUUAUGACAAAUGUUUUCUUGGCUCUUCGGAGACUGCUGAUGCUAACAGAGUGUUCUGUGGCCAACUUGGAGCUGUAUAUGUAUUCACAGAAGCCCUCAACCCAGCACAGAUUUUUGCAAUACAUCAGUUAGGACCUGGUUAUAAGAGCACAUUCAAAUUUAAAUCUGAGAGCGACAUUCAUCUGGCUGAGCACCAUAAACAAGUGCUAUAUGAUGGGAAACUUGCAAGUAGCAUUGCUUUUACUUAUAAUGCAAAGGCUACUGAUGCUCAGCUAUGCCUUGAAUCCUCACCAAAGGAAAAUCCUUCGAUUUUUGUACACUCCCCACAUGCUCUUAUGCUUCAGGAUGUGAAAGCGAUCGUAACCCACUCCAUUCACAGCGCAAUUCAUUCCAUUGGAGGGAUUCAAGUUCUCUUUCCUCUCUUUGCCCAACUAGACAAUCGACAGCUGCAUGACAGUCAGGUGGAAACAACAGUUUGGUAAGCUUCUUUCAAACAAGAUAAACACUAAAUUUAGCUAAGUUCCUGUUUUGGGAAUGUUUUGUUUGUUUUCUUUUUUAAAUGCUGUAACUUCUGUUGUACGUUUGUUUCAUUAAAAAUACAUCCUGAAUUUGCAGAAAUAAUUUACUGUAGAAUUGUGCAAAUCAUAAUAACCUAAGGAGAUUCUAGAUUAAGCUGGUCAUAAGUGAUUGGAUUGAAUAAUGAAUUCAAAUCACAUUGAAGGUUUUUUAAGAAUAGUUUUUUGAUGGUUUUUUUCAACUUCUAAAAUAAAUAAAUGUGCUUUUACUUGUAGAUGUCAUUUACUUCUCAAAUGUCAUUUACUUCUCAAAGUCUGAGCCAUUUGAAUCCAUACUUAGUAAUAUUCCAAGUGAAAGAAAGAUAUCACUUUCCAUAUUAGUACAUGGGCAGAAGGUCACAAAGCUAUGCAUAGCUUUGUUUUAACCAUAUUACAAUUGCAGCAGACUAGGGGGGAUUUUAAGAGACUUCUAAACAAAGGUGCAUGAAACCUCUGCUGUGAUGACAUCGACCUCUUGCUGCAUCCUGUCUGAGGGGGAUCUUGUUCUAUUGGUAACAUAAAAUAUGAAAAAUAAAUAAAAACUAAAUGUGUAUGGUAAUGAAACUGAAAAGUUAAAGCUUAAGUCCUGUUAACUGUAUUUUUCUGUGAAGGAUUUGGGAAUGGCAUAAACUCUCUCUUGUGUUUCAAUAAAUAUAUAAAGUACAUAAUUCAGAGUACAUGGAGUAUUUCCCUGUUCAGAAUGCCCUCCAUUAUUAAUUAUUCUG